AUGCGCUCCCAACUCUUUCUCUCCUGGCUUGCCAUCGUCUCCAUCGUUACGGCCCAAAUCAGCAGAUUCGACGAGGAGACCCCAGAUGGGAUCGAGGACCAGCCAGCUGUCCGACAUGCCCUCGCUGAUGAAGAUGGCGACAUUCCAGCUUUCUCUGACGAUCAAGAGAUCGAUACCAGCCUUGAUGGUUACGACCACGAAUCUGUCGCGAGAGACCUCCGUGAGAACAACAGAGCGAAACGCGCGCCUCUUGACAUCCGCGAUACGCUUGCUGAUGAAGCCAUCAACAUGAUCCACGAGUAUGGCCAGGGCGUUGACGUCAGCCUUGACGGCUACGACCAUGAUGCUGUCGCUCGUGAUGUCGAAGACGGGCCGUUGGAGAAUGUUGAGCGAGGACUUGGCUUCGAGGCUGCUAGGCGGCUGGGUCGCAUGAAGCCGCACUAUGUCCAGCAUGGCGAGCGCGACGAAGAGGUCGAAAUUGACGAGGAUGGGGAGGAUGAUGGUCCGUGGGUUGAUCUGGACGCGUAUGAUGAGGGAGACGUCGAGGAACGAGAUGCAGACGACGAAGACGUGGGAGACGGGCUCAAGGAUGAGGGUGAUACUCCGCUGGUCACGUUUGAGCGCGAUGUCGAGGAUGAAGACCCGGGAGAUGGUCUCGACGACGAGGGCGACACCCCACUUGUGACGCUUGAGCGUGAUGUCGAAGACGAGGGAGACGAUGCGCAUGAUGAUAUCGACACCUCGCUGGAGGGAUAUGACCAUUCGUUACUGGACCGCGAUUCAAGCUAUGAGUAUUAUGAUCCAGACGAAGCCUUCCACGACGGAGCGUAUGACUCUGGCGAUGCAGAAUUGGGCAGCGAGCAGGUUGAAGAGCAGGACGAAGAGCAAGAUGCUGCCGAGCAAGAGCGUGUGGUCCAGAAAGGACCACCCACCAUGCGUAGACGAGGCCUUGUCGAUGGAGAUCAGGAGGCGGAGGAGGAGGAUGAUGAUGCUGGCCUUUGGAGCGCGUGGUCAACGGUUCGGCGUUGGGUUGAUGAUUUGAUGGACGGAUAG
Messenger RNA from Fulvia fulva, 1053 nucleotides. RefSeq lists its product as uncharacterized. The record is from RefSeq and is a predicted model, not a curated record. Lineage: Eukaryota; Fungi; Ascomycota; Dothideomycetes; Mycosphaerellales; Mycosphaerellaceae. Bases 1 to 1053 code for a protein of 350 amino acids. The transcript is spliced from 2 exons.